Messenger RNA from Fopius arisanus, 2367 nucleotides. RefSeq names its product dolichyl-diphosphooligosaccharide--protein glycosyltransferase subunit 1 (gene Rpn1). Bases 373 to 2196 code for a protein of 607 amino acids. The record is from RefSeq and is a predicted model, not a curated record. Gene Ontology annotation, cellular component: oligosaccharyltransferase complex; membrane. NCBI's taxonomy places the organism in Eukaryota, Metazoa, Arthropoda, Insecta, Hymenoptera, Braconidae. The transcript has a single exon.
AAAAAGAACAAGUUUUAAGUCUGAAUAAACGCGACCCUGCAAUUUUUUUACUAAUAGAUUUCACUAAUAUUUACUAAAGGAGUAGUUGGAAUACAAUUACCUUUCACACAGUGGUCUAAAUAAUAAUAUUAAUAAUAAUAAUAAUACUCGACGGAAGUACCAAUCAAGAGGACCAAUAUCGUCGAAAAUCCAAUCAAAAAAAUUAGUGACAAGAUCUGAUGGAAUGAGCAGUGGCCACGUCUUUACCCGCCCGCCACGUUUAUAUCAGUCUGUUCGAACUACUAAACCUCAAAUUAUCAGUGGAUACUCUAAUCAUUGGCUAAAAAAAGUUGAGUGAGACAAACUUCUAAAAGUACGUGAAAAUUGUAAAAAAUGACUCUGGUCAAGAAUUCAUUGAGGUCCUUGGCGAUCUUGAUGUUCUUAUCAUCAUUAACAAUAAUUUUCGCCCUGGAAGAGUUUAACACAGAAAUUGUGCUGAAAAAUGUGGACAGAACGAUAGAUGUUCAAUCUCAUUUAACAAAAAUAACAACGAAACUCGUGGUGGAGAACACCGGUAAAACUCCAAUAAAAUAUUUCUACUAUGCAAUGGAAUCUGAGAAAAAUAGAGCAUUGAGUUAUAUCGGUGCACACACAAGGGACGCGAGUAGGGCUGAAUUGGUGCUGUUGAGGACAAAACUGCCUGGCCAUGAAGGGCAAAUUCUAUACAAGAUAGAGCUGAAGGACUCUCUCCAAUCAGGCCGUACAAUAGCAGUGGAGGUGGAAAGUGUGUCAACCCAUGAAUUAGCCCCUUAUCCGAAACAAAUCUCUCAAAAAGAAAAACAAUUGGUAAAGUACAUAGGAAAUGCUGCAAUUUGGUCACCUUACAAUGUACUGAAACAAACUACUAAUGUUGUUCUACCUUCGAGAAAUCUUGAAAGUUUUACCAGGAUCAAACCAGUCUCAGUAACUGAUACAACUAUUAUUUAUGGGCCACUGGAGAAACGUCUACCAUAUAGUUAUGAAGAAUUUACAGUCCAUUUUGAGAAUAACAACAAAUUCUUGACUGUGGUACGCCUGGAACGAGUUCUAGAAGUUUCUCACUGGGGUAAUAUCGCUGUUGAAGAGACUAUUGAUCUUCUUCACACUGGUGCUCUCCUGAAGGGAUCAUUUUCGAGGUAUGAAUACUCUAGAGAAUCGAGAUCAGGACAGGCUAGCAUCCAGAGUUUUGAUACGAUUCUACCAGCGGCUGCUUCUGAUAUAUAUUAUAGAGACGAAAUAGGAAAUAUCUCUACCUCGCAUACUAGAGUAAAGAAAGAUUCUGUCGACGUUAAUUUGAGACCUAGAUUCCCAUUAUUUGGAGGCUGGAAAACUCGUUAUACUAUUGGAUAUAAUGUACCGAGUUAUGAAUAUCUUUUUCAGAAUGGAGAAGACUUCAUUUUAAAGAUGAGAGUCCUUGAUCAUGUGUUUGAUGACAUGGUGGUUGAUGAAUUGCUUCUGACCAUUAUUUUGCCAGAAGGAUCGAAAAAUCUAGAGUUGGUUCUGCCUUAUGAAGCCACCAGACUGCCUGAUUCUUUACAUUAUUCUUACUUGGAUACUUGCGGACGUCCUGUGAUUUCAAUUACGAAAAAAAAUCUUGUCGAGAAUCACAUUCAAGAUUUCAAAUUGAAGUACAACUUUCCGAGGAUGCUAAUGUUGCAGGAGCCUGUAUUAGUGUCAGUGGCUCUUUAUUUACUCUUUUUACUGGUCAUCAUCUAUGUUCGUUUAGAUUUCUCAAUUGAUAAAGAUGAAGCUUCAGAAAGCAGAUUGAGAAUCGCAGGGCAGUGUGAGAAGAUUCUUGUUGCUCAGGAUAGGAGAGUUACUUCUUAUAAUGAGCUCGAUGAGCAUUUGAUUUAUCUCAAGGCAAAUAAGGAUACUGGAGCCUUUCUUUCUGCCAUGAAGUCUAUCAAUCAGGAAUACAAAAAUGCCACCACUACUGUUAACGAAUUAGCCCAAAAACUAAGGAGUGAUUCAGCCGAGGUUUAUGAAAGAAUUCAAGAACUUCAAAAACACGAUAAACAAUUAAAGGAAUUUUAUAACCAACAACAGGCACUUUAUGUGGACAAACUUGUUCCUGGAAAAAUCAGUCGUCAGCAGUUCGUCGAUGCUGAGGGCAUCAUCACUAGGAAAAAGGAAGAAUGCGUUGAAAAGAUCAAUGCUAUUGUCAAAUCAUUGCAUUGAGAGACUUGAAAACCGAAUAGGGGCGAGAGGAUAGAAGAAGGAAGAAACAUCGGUUGCAAAAUGAUCUAUUAAAUGAGAAGAAAAGAAGACGGACAUAAAAUAAUCUAGAAGAAAAAUGUUCUAGACCGUUGGAUUGUAACUCCAAUAUAAUCAUUUGUAAUAAAUCAUAAA